AUGGUUAGUGAUCCUGUUGCCCUCUCGCUUACACCAAAUUGGGUCUUUACAGUCCACAAAAUUUCCUUGGAGCCUAUUCUGAUUCAGAAAUUCUCGAUUGUGCAAAGAUCCGAGAGGGGGCUCUCAAUUCAACUUCAACCCUUCCACACCUUACUAACCGAACAGCAAAUUUUCGACCAUCACCGACGUCCGUAUUCAAAGAUGGUCAACCUUCGCACUCAGAAGCGCCUUGCGGCGUCCGUCAUCGGAUGCGGUAAGCGCAAGAUCUGGCUCGACCCCAACGAGGUUAACGAGAUCUCCAACGCCAACUCCCGCCAGACCAUCCGAAAACUCGUCAGCGAUGGCCUCAUCAUCCGCAAGCCCGUCACCAUGCACUCCCGAUCUCGCGCCCGUGAGCUGAACCUCGCCCGACGAGAUGGCCGACACCGAGGUUUCGUUCUAUGGAUGCGACGCCUACGAGUCCUCCGACGUCUUCUAGUCAAGUACCGUGCCAGCGGCAAGAUCGACAAGCACCUCUACCACGAGCUGUACCACUCCAGCAAGGGUAACGCCUUCAAGCACAAGCGAGCGCUGGUUGAACACAUCCACCGUGCCAAGGCCGAGAAGGCUCGCGAGCGUGCGCUCCAGGACGAGAUGGACGCCAAGAGACAGAAGAACAAGGCUGCUCGUGAGCGUAAGUUGGAGAGACAGGCGGCGAAGCGAAACGCGCUGGCGGGUGAGGAGGAGGCGUAA
Molecule: messenger RNA, 732 nt
Organism: Daldinia decipiens
Lineage: Eukaryota; Fungi; Ascomycota; Sordariomycetes; Xylariales; Hypoxylaceae
Product: ribosomal protein L19/L19e domain-containing protein
Exons: 5
Coding region: 1-732 (243 amino acids)
Biological process (GO): translation
Cellular component (GO): cytosolic large ribosomal subunit; ribosome
Molecular function (GO): RNA binding; structural constituent of ribosome
Source: RefSeq, a predicted model, not a curated record